This is a messenger RNA of Cynara cardunculus var. scolymus (artichoke), 3296 nucleotides long. RefSeq names its product mannosylglycoprotein endo-beta-mannosidase. The coding region runs from base 114 to 3020 and encodes 968 amino acids. Gene Ontology annotation, biological process: carbohydrate metabolic process. Gene Ontology annotation, molecular function: hydrolase activity, hydrolyzing O-glycosyl compounds. The transcript has 11 exons. The record is from RefSeq and is a predicted model, not a curated record. Lineage: Eukaryota; Viridiplantae; Streptophyta; Magnoliopsida; Asterales; Asteraceae.
ACAAAUUGGUAAUGGUGCAGCUUGCAUUUCAAUUUAUGAAAAAUUAGUAGGGUUUCUAUAUGCAUCAAUAUAAUACAAGCUGCAGCUGCUGCUGCUGCAAUUGAACUUCAAAAAUGGGGGAAGAGCAAGGGAAGAAGGUUCUGGAGGAAGGAUGGUUGGCUGCUCGAUCUACUGAUGUUGAACUCACCGGAAUACAGCUGACGACUACUCAUCCUCCUUCUUCCGACGCUUCUCCUUGGAUGCCUGCUGUUAUUCCCGGAACUGUUUUAGCAACCCUUGUAAAGAACAACCUCAUUCCAGAUCCUUUCUAUGGGUUGAAGAAUGAAGCAAUUAUGGACAUUGGUGAUUCAGGGAGGGAAUACUACACCUUCUGGUUUUUCACAACAUUUCAGUGUAAACUGUCAAGUGAUCAGCAUGUUGAUCUGAAUUUUCGAGGAAUCAAUUACUCUGCUGAUGUAUACUUGAAUGGACACCAAACCGUCUUGCCAAAGGGGAUGUUUCGUAGGCAUUCAGUUGAUGUGACUGAUAUUCUUCAUCCUGAUGGUGAAAAUAUGCUUGCAGUUCUGGUUCACCCGCCUGAUCAUCCUGGUACCAUUCCUCCACAGGGAGGCCAAGGGGGUGAUCAUGAGAUCGGAAAAGAUGUUGCCACACAAUAUGUUGAGGGUUGGGAUUGGAUGGCUCCCAUCAGGGAUAGGAACACUGGCAUUUGGGAUGAGKUAUCCAUCACUGUUGCUGGGCCUUUAAAAAUUGUAGAUCCUCACUUGGUUUCAUCGUUCUUUGAUGAUUACAAGAGGGUUUAUUUGCAUGCUACCACAGAGUUGGUAAACAGAAGUGAUAAGGCAGCUGAUUGUUCCUUGAAAAUUGAAGUGUCAACUACACUAGAAGGAAAUACUUGCUUGGUUGAACAUCUUCAGACAGAGCACUUGUCAGUCCCUGCUGGAUCACAUGCUCAAUAUACAUUUCCUGAGCUCUUUUUUUACAAACCAAAUUUGUGGUGGCCAAAUGGCAUGGGCAAGCAAUCCCUGUACAAUGUUGAAAUUACCGUUGAAGUUGAGGGUUAUGGAGAGUCUGAUGUGUGGAGCCACCAUUUUGGGUUCCGUAAAAUUCAAAGCGAAAUUGAUAGUGCGACGGGUGGAAGGCUGUUUAAAGUCAAUGGAGAGCCUGUAUUUAUUCGUGGUGGAAAUUGGAUUCUAUCCGAUGGUUUGCUGAGGCUUUCAAAGAAGCGUUACAAAACCGACAUCAAGUUUCAUGCAGAUAUGAACUUUAACAUGUUACGCUGUUGGGGCGGUGGAUUGGCCGAGAGACCUGAUUUUUAUCACUACUGUGACAUUUAUGGUUUGCUGGUUUGGCAAGAGUUUUGGAUCACUGGAGAUGUUGAUGGGAGAGGUGACCCUGUAUCAAACCCUGAUGGUCCACUAGAUCAUGAUCUUUUCUUGUAUUGUGCACGGGACACCGUCAAGCUUCUAAGAAAUCAUCCCAGUCUUGCUCUGUGGGUGGGAGGAAAUGAACAAGUACCACCAGAUGAUAUCAAUGAAGCUUUGACAAAUGAUCUAAAGCUUCAUCCGUUUUUUCUGAAAGCCAAUGAAAACAAUAACUCAAAGGGAGAAACAACCCCGACUUUGAUGGAUCCCAGCCAAUAUCUAGAUGGAACACGAAUUUACAUAAAAGGGUCUUUGUGGGAAGGAUUUGCUGAUGGGGAGGGGGGUUGGUCCGAUGGACCUUAUGAAAUCCAAAACCCUGAGGACUUUUUCAAAGAUGACUUCUAUAAAUAUGGGUUUAACCCUGAGGUUGGUAAUGUGGGGAUGCCUGUUGCUGCUACUAUCAGAGCAACAAUGCCUCCAGAGGGAUGGCAGAUUCCUUUAUUUAACGAGUUACCCAGUGGCUACGUACUAGAAGUUCCAAAUCCUAUAUGGGUAUACCAUAAAUACAUUCCUUACUCGAAACCAGAUAAGGUACAUGAUCAGAUACUGCUCUAUGGUGAACCAAAGGAUCUUGAUGAUUUUUGUCUUAAGGCUCAAUUAGUGAAUUAUAUUCAAUAUAGAGCGUUAUUAGAAGGAUGGACAUCGCGUAUGUGGACCAAAUACACAGGUGUUCUGAUAUGGAAAACACAAAAUCCUUGGACAGGUCUCAGAGGCCAGUUUUAUGAUCAUCUUCAUGACCAAACUGCCGGAUUUUAUGGCUGUCGCCAUGCUGCAGAACCAAUACAUGUCCAGUUAAACCUGGAAAGUUAUUUCAUAGAGGUGGUUAACACCACAUCCAGCGAACUUUCUGAUGUGGCGAUCGAGGUAUCUGUGUGGGAUCUUGAAGGAACAUGUCCUUACUAUAAAGUAUCUGAAACACUCUCCGUGCCAUCAAAGAAAACAGUACCAAUAUUUGAGAUGAAGUACCCGAAAUCCAAAAAUCCUAAAGCUGCCUACUUUCUUCUUCUCAAACUCUAUAAUGUUUCAGAUUUUCAAAUAUUAUCGCGGAACUUUUACUGGCUACAUCUUCCCGGUGGUGAUUAUAGACUGUUGGAACCCUACAGAAACAAGAAAAUACCCCUCAAGAUGACUUCUGAUAUUUCCAUCAGCGGAUCAACUUAUAACAUUCGUGCGCAGAUAAAGAACACAUCAAAGAAACCCAACCCCAAAAGUUUACUCUACAAGAACAAUUUCAUGGAAAGAAACGAUGAUGGUGAUUUUGACUUGAAAUCAUCGGAUAAAAAGAAGCAGGAAAUUGGUUUGCUACAGAAGAUCUACAGUCGUUUUUCGAAAGAAGAUAAUGAAGUUAGAGUAUCUGAAAUAAAUGGUAGUGAGGUUGGGGUUGCUUUCUUUCUUAAUUUCUCUGUUCAUGCUUCUAAGCAGGAUCAUAGAAAAGGCGAAGACACUAGAAUUCUUCCGGUUCAUUAUUCGGACAACUAUUUUUCAUUGGUUCCGGGUGAGGAGAUGGCCAUCACCAUUUCUUUUGAAGUACCUGAAGGUGUCACUCCACGGCUUUCACUUCAAGGCUGGAAUUAUGAUAGCGCACUUACUGUUCAUUAAAUGAGGUAAUGAAAUGGAGUGCAUUUGCAAUCGUGGGUGUGUUUUUGAACUCGAGUAACGACUCCGAGUGUUUUAUGCUCAGAAAAUCUUGCUGAGUCGGGUUGACACCGGAAAUUAGGACAAAUUACUACACAUUUCUGUUUGCAUUGUGUUGUUGUACCCCAGGAAAUCACUAUUGGGCCUGUGGAGUUUGGUGAAUGGAUUAAACUGUCUGUAUGGAUUAGAUAAAUUGGUGUUUUGUUGAAUAAACGGUCUGAAUGACAACCAUUUACUACA